AGUUGAUGGAAACAAUUUGUCAGUCGUGUAUUGAACAUGAUGUCUGAAUAUUGCUAUAGAAAUGAUGCUCCUACGACUGUUUCCAGACAUAGUCUUCAACAGAUGGGAUUGUUGAUUAAAAAGUUAUCAAGCAAUUUAGAAUCUUGGCAGAAGACAUGGAUGUCUUGGAUUUCCUGGACAAAUGGCAGCGAAAAGAAACGAGGGUGGAUGAUGGUAGACCCAAAUGAUUUGGGCAAAUUGUCAACUGAAAUAGCCCAGCUUUCCAAGUCUCUUCCUAAACUUGUCAACAACAAGAGAGGAGCUGCUACUAAUGUGAUAAAUGAAUUGUCAAAAGAAAUAAAUAAAAUCAAACGGCUUCUUCAAGAAAGCGAACUGGAGAGGAAUCAUUGGAAAUCUCGUUACGAUUCAACUUCACUUGACUGUCAGAAUGAAAAGCAGCGUAACCUUCAAUUGUCUCAGCAAGUCCGAGAACUGAGUGAACAGAUUAAUCAACAAUCGGAUUAUACCUCAAGUUUAGGAUCAGCUUGUUGUACUUUGUUAUGGAGAGUGUCACGUUCUGAGGAAAGCAUUCAAGCCAUACUAGUGGGAAAUAAAGUAAAUGAAUUUUUAUUGCUUGUGCAAGGGACUCUGGAAAGUUUUCUUACCGCAUACAAAGAAGAUUGGCCUCAGGAGAAAACCGAUGAAGAACAUUUCAUCUUAGCUAUGUGUGGUAUUAUAACUAAUAUUGCAGCAUCUGCUUAUGGUCGGGACUUUCUUGUGAAUAACACCUAUGGAUGUCAAAUUAUUGAUAUUUUCAUCACAGUAUUGGCUGAAGCACCCAACAAGAAAAGCACAAAACUAAAGAAUCUCAUUUUGAUGUCCCUCUACAACAUAUCUAUAAACCAAAAAGGUCUAAAGUAUAUCUGCAAUAAAACAACAUUAUUCCAGCUUUUGGUUUGGCUUUUAACAGAAGAACAAUCCACAGAAUGUUGUAUUAAUGUGCUUCGAUUGUUACAGUCUUUGGUUUGUGAGGCCAGUAUUCCUGUAAUUCACCAGCUGAAAGAAGUGUUACCCGAGCAACAGUUGGGGCAGCUGUGUAGCAGCCGGAAUAAAGUAGUUGCCGAACUGGCCUCAGAUCUUCGUACUGAUCUCAACUAUUAACAGUGUUUCAUGUUGUCAUAAAUUAGUAGGAAAGCUGAGAUAUUUCAGUCCAGAGAAGAAAAACCUCUCUAGG
This is a messenger RNA of Octopus sinensis (East Asian common octopus), 1213 nucleotides long. RefSeq names its product heat shock factor 2-binding protein-like. The record is from RefSeq and is a predicted model, not a curated record. Bases 37 to 1140 code for a protein of 367 amino acids. Lineage: Eukaryota; Metazoa; Mollusca; Cephalopoda; Octopoda; Octopodidae. Gene Ontology annotation, cellular component: cytosol. The transcript is spliced from 10 exons.